UAUUUUUAAUUUUUGCAGGAAUGAUGUUACUGGAUAACAUAGGAUUUGUAGCAAACAUGGUAAGUUUGGUGUUAUAUUUCCUGUUUGUGAUGCAUUUUGACUCCUCUGGCUCUUCAACCACUACCACAAACUUCUUAGGGACUACUUUCUUGCUAACAAUUGUUGGAGGAUUCAUCUCUGAUACAUAUAUGAAUCGUCUCAACACUUGCAUUCUCUUCGGAAUUAUUCAGUUAUUGGGAUAUGCCUUACUUGUGAUUCAAUCACAUGACCAGAAGCUUCAACCAGAUCUAUGCGGAGAGGAGAGCUGUGUGCAUGGUAGAAAAGCUUGGCUCUUCUAUGCUUCGAUAUACUUGCUCGCACUUGGUGGUGGUGGAAUUAGAGGCUGUGUACCGGCUUUAGGAGGCGAUCAAUUUGAUGAUAAGAAUCCGAAAGAACGCGUCCAACUUGCUAGCUUCUUCAAUUGGUUUCUGUUUAGUAUUACAAUCGGAGCUAGUUUAGGCGUUACCUUUGUUGUUUAUGUUAGCACAGAAUUCGAUUGGUACAAAGGUUUCCUUAUAUCACUCUCGUGUUCUUCUGCUGCCAUUGUUUGCAUUGUCGCCGGAAAGAGUUUCUACCGUAUUCAAAUUCCGGGAGAAAGUCCAUUGUUGAGUAUUUUACAGGUGCUGGUUGUGACAGUCAAGAAUUGGAGGGUGAAAGUACCUGAAAAUUCUGAAGAGUUGUAUGAAAUAGAGAGUCAUAAGUCUACUUUGAAGAAAAAACUCAUCCCUCACACUACCCAACUCAGGGUUCUAGACAAAGCUGCAAUUCUACCAGAAGCCAAAGAAGCAAUAAAAUGGAAAGUAUGCACAGUGACACAAGUAGAAGAAGUAAAGAUUCUAACAAGAAUGAUGCCUAUACUUCUCAGUACAAUCAUCAUGAACACAUGCUUAGCCCAACUUCAAACAUUUUCGGUCCAACAAGGAACCUUUAUGAACACAUUCAUUGGCACUUUCAACAUUCCAGCUGCAUCAAUACCUGUGAUCCCACUAGUAUUCAUGACCCUUUUGAUACCAGUUUACGAAUUCGCAUUUGUACCAUUAGUUCGCAAAUUUACCGGUCAUCCAAACGGAAUAACCGAACUACAAAGAGUCGGUGUUGGACUAGUUUUAUCAGCAAUCUCAAUGAUCAUAGCAGGACUUGUAGAAGUGAAAAGGAAACACUAUUUCAACGAUCACAAUAGCAAAAUUAGCCUCUUCUGGCUUUCUUUCCAUUACGCAAUCUUUGGUAUUGCUGAUAUGUUCACAUUGGUUGGACUACUAGAGUUUUUCUACAAAGAAGCUCCUCAAGGAAUGCGAUCACUUUCGGCCUCUUUCUCGUUUCUUUCGUUAUCAAUUGGUUACUACUUGAGCACUGUUUUUGUUGAGAUCAUAAACUCAGUGACAAGUAGGAUUACAAAGAGUAAAAAAGGGUGGCUAGAAGGAAGAGACUUGAACCAAAACCAUGUUGAGCUAUUCUAUUGGUUUUUGGCUAUACUUAGUAUGAUUAACUUUGUUGUCUAUAUCUUUUGUGCAAAAUGGUACAAAUAUAGGAAUGAUUUUUCAAUUGAUAAGGAAAUGUUGCUCAAACAUCUAGCUGCUAAUCCUAAUCAUGGAAAUGUGUCUACAAUCUCUGUGUCCAAAUUUCAAGAUAUACCAGACAAUGAAGAAGAGAGACACAAAACCUCUCAGUAACCAUGAUUGCUAUUAAUGU
Messenger RNA from Vicia villosa (hairy vetch), 1728 nucleotides. RefSeq names its product protein NRT1/ PTR FAMILY 4.6-like. Gene Ontology annotation, biological process: transmembrane transport. Lineage: Eukaryota; Viridiplantae; Streptophyta; Magnoliopsida; Fabales; Fabaceae. Gene Ontology annotation, molecular function: transmembrane transporter activity. The record is from RefSeq and is a predicted model, not a curated record. The coding region runs from base 21 to 1709 and encodes 562 amino acids. The transcript has 4 exons. Gene Ontology annotation, cellular component: membrane.